Messenger RNA from Rhincodon typus (whale shark), 3779 nucleotides. It is a transcript of the gene slc33a1, whose product is annotated as solute carrier family 33 member 1. The transcript has 7 exons. The record is from RefSeq and is a predicted model, not a curated record. Bases 221 to 1852 code for a protein of 543 amino acids. Lineage: Eukaryota; Metazoa; Chordata; Chondrichthyes; Orectolobiformes; Rhincodontidae. Gene Ontology annotation, molecular function: acetyl-CoA transmembrane transporter activity. Gene Ontology annotation, cellular component: membrane.
UGAGGGAGGUUCUCCAGUAAUCUGGGGAGUGACGUUCCGGAAGCUCCAGUUACCUGUGGGUCGUAAACCCGUUAGAAUGAUCCACGUCAGAACUGCGUCGCCGCCGAUUGUGGGAGGAGCUUGUUGCUAGUAGCCGACAUCUAGGAUCUGGAACCAGGCAGCGGCAGGCUCCUCAUGUGAUGUAUUGAUUGAAGAACUGAGCUAAGUCUUCUGAUCUGACAUGCCGUCAUCAGAUAUACCCAAAGAACGGAGCAGGCAACGUGUUCGUAAUCCCAUUGAAGCUUGGCAUGCACAAAAUGAUGUGUGGAACCAUGAAACCAAUUUGGAAAUGGAUGAAAACAAAAGCCUUUUAGAAAACUAUGACAGCGGAUUAUUGGAACCUGAUCAUAAAAUAGUCCUUUCAAAUGAUUUCAAUAACAUUUUAUUGCUCUUAUUCCUUUAUGUCCUGCAAGGAAUUCCACUUGGUUUGGCUGGGAGCAUCCCACUUAUACUACAAAGCAAAAAUGUUAGUUAUUCAGACCAAGCUAUGUAUAGCUUUGUGUUUUGGCCUUUCAGUUUAAAACUACUAUGGGCGCCCUUAGUGGAUGCUGCUUAUUUUCCAACCUUUGGGCGGAGGAAAUCUUGGUUGGUGCCAACUCAGUAUUUUUUGGGUCUUUUUAUGCUUUGUCUGUCAUUUGAAGUGGAUGCAUUACUGAAGAGUGAUGAACACACUAGCCCCAAUAUUGUUAAACUUACAGUUGUGUUCUUUAUAUUUGGAUUUCUGGCUGCCACUCAGGAUAUAGCAGUGGAUGGCUGGGCAUUAACUAUGCUAUCCAAAGAAAAUGUAGGACUUGCUUCUACUUGCAAUUCAGUUGGACAGACAGCAGGAUACUUUCUUGGUAAUGUACUUUUCUUGGCAUUGGAAUCAGCAGAGUUCUGCAACACAUAUCUACGUUCUCAAUCUCAACCAACUGGAAUUGUCACUCUCUCAGGUUUUCUGUUCUUCUGGGGAAUAAUUUUCUUGGUGACAACAACCUUGGUUACAGUGUUUAAAAAGGAAAACUUGAGACAAACAUCAUUGCAUGAUGUCCCUCAGCAAGGAAUCCAGGAAACCUACAAAUCACUCAUAUGUAUAGUAAAGAUGCCUGCCAUCUUGAAUUUCUGCAUCAUGCUGCUAACAGCAAAAAUUGGAUUUGCAGCUGCUGAUGGAGUAACUGGAUUGAAGUUGGUUGAAUUGGGUGUGCCCAAAGAGCAGUUGGCUCUACUUGCAGUGCCUAUGGUUCCUCUGCAAAUAUUAUUACCAUUUGUGAUAAGCAAAUACACAGCAGGUCGAAAACCUCUGAAUGUUUUUUACUGGACAAUGCCGUUUCGGUUAUUUAUGGGCAUGAUAUUUGCUUUGCUGGUUUUUUGGACUCCUACAGUGAAACAGGGCACAGAGUUUCCUGUUUAUUAUUAUGGAGUACUGCUGUUCAGUUAUGCCUUGCAUCAGGUGACUGUCUAUAGCAUGUAUGUUGCAGUCAUGGCAUUUAAUGCUAAAAUUAGUGACCCUUCAAUUGGAGGAACAUACAUGACUUUAUUGAAUACUGUUUCCAAUCUUGCUGGAAACUGGCCAGCUACGUUAGCUCUUUGGCUGGUGGACCCACUUACAGUCAAGAAGUGCAUUGGUGCACCUGAACAAAAUUGUGGAUCUGCAAUUGAUUCUGAACUUUGUGCAAAGUUUGGUGGUUCCUGUUCAACCGCAACUGAUGGCUACUAUGUAGAAUCUAUAUUGUGCAUUGUUAUUGGGUUCACGUGGUGGCUUUACUUCGGAAACAAGUUCAGAAAUCUGCAGGAUGAACACCCAUCCACGUGGCAGUGCAAGAGGAAUAAUUGAGGUCUUGAUGAUUGGAACUUUCGGAAUUUAAUAAAAUUUAGAUUUUUUUUGACCAAUUUUCAAGGGAAUAAUACAAAAUAAGGGAUGUUAUUCAGUUUUACAAAUGCUGUUUUGACUACAGUUGUUACAAGUGAUGAUUCUAUGAAAAGUAUGAAUUUUGAUCAGGGUUUUUGUUUGCUUUGGUCAGAAUAAAACCUAUCUAUGCGAUUGUAACAUAGGUAGAGAAAAAAUUGUAUUGUUUCAGGUGCCAUGUAAAAUAGAUCACUAUAUAUACAUACAAAAAUAAUUAUUUUUGUGAGAUGCAGAUAACUCAUUCCUGUUUUUCAUUCAGUUUAUGCAACCUUCGCUUUGUUUGUGACGUCUAUAAGUUAGAUAUUGUUUAUUGGUAAUUGUAGCUCUUUGAAUUCUUCAUUGUGUUUUGUUAGUCUAGAGUUGUUGUAUUUUAAAUGGCCCAUCCCUUUUUCAUAGUAAAACUGCAGAACCUUUUCUGUGGUGCUUUUAGCUCAGGUGGCUGGAUUGCAAUGCAGAGUGAUGCUCACAGCCCAUGUUCAAAUUCCUGCAUCUCAUGAGAUAACCAUUAAAUUCUUCUUCAUCUCAAUCUUGCUCAUCACCUGAGGUGUGGUGACCCUUGGAUUAAACUCCCCACCAGUAAUUUCUCUCCCUAAUGAGAUAGUAGCCCCUUUGUCCUCUUGGACAAAGGUGACUUUACCCGCUUUUGGAUACUGUGUGCAAUCGUUACACUCUCUUUAUUGAAAGAGUUGGUUGAUGUUUCUGCCUUGAAAGUUACAGAAGAGGAUUAGGCCACUUUAAAACAUAAAUUACAUUGUACAGGGUUUCUGAAUUACCAGUAGGUGGUGGUCUAUUAUAACUCCCAAAAAAAAUUCAACUAUUGUUUUACUGAACAUCUAUGCUUCAUGAGUGUAUCACUUAAUGUAUUGUGUUGGUCAGAGGGCACCAUUUCUUGUUAAUGCAGUACAUAAUCCAGAUCAAAAUGAUGAACUGAAUUGAUUAGACUGAAAAGUUAAAUUAUCAAUGCACACACCUACAGCUGAUUACAUUCAUGUGUGAAUAAGCUUUAUUGACACUAUUGCAAGAUUGUUAAUCUGAUUUUACCAAAGUACUAAGGUAUAGGCUUUUAUAAGUUUAAUUAGACUUGUGGAUUUUCUUUUUAAAAAGAAGUGUCAUGUUUAAAACAAAUAGUGACUGAAAUUUUCAAAGUAUACUUAACAAUUAAUUGCUCGGGUGGGCACACUGGAAAUGAUCAUGGAGCUUUCACUAAUGUUUAGUUUUAAUGUUCCUGUUUCUAUUCUCUAUGUUUCAAACAUAGAAACAGGAGUAGGUCAUUCAGCCCUUUGGAACUACUCCACCAUACAAUAUGAUCAUCACUGAUCAUUCUAAUCAGUACUCUGUUCCCACUUUCACCUCAUAUCCUUAGAUCCGUUUAGCUCUUAAAAGUAAAUUUCUCCUUUUUGAAAAUAUUCAGUGUUUUGACCUUAACUUCUUUUUGGUCCAGAGAAUUCCAUGUGCCCAUCACACUCUGGAUGAAAACGUUUAUCCUCCUUCUCAGUCCUAAAUGGCCUAUCCCAUGUCCUUAGACUGUGAGCCCUGGUUCUGGACUCCCCAGUCAUCAGGAAUGUCUUGUAUUUACCCUGUCUUCUAAACUCAAUUGAAUAUAGCCCUGAUCAGUGUCUCUCCAUACAUCAGUUCUGGCAUCCCAGAAAUCAGUCUGAUUAAUCUUCAUUCCAUUUCUUCUCAUAGCCAGACAUCCUUCCUCAGAGACCAAAAUGGCACACAGUACUCCAGGUGUGGACUCACUAAGGCCCUGUACGGGUCAUUCAUUGCCCCUGUACUCUAAUCCUCUCGCUACGCAAGCCAUAUUAUUUCCUCCAUCACAUUCUGUACCUAGACAACAAGUUGCAGGGCUGGA